CCGGUCGAACGCGUGACGUCAGUGCAGUGCUGUGUGUUCCUUUCCUUGCCACGCGUUGUGCAGUGAUAUUUACCUAGGAGAGAAGUACGAAGAACAGUCAAGGUCAAGUUGGGGCGCAUAUUUUGAUAGCAAACGACAGAUGAAAUCUUACGACAUUUCACACUGAGGGAAAAGUGGAAUUGUAAAUUGUACUAAGAAUGGCGCCGAAGAAAAUCGAAGAGCCUGAAAGGAAACCACUUAUCGGCCGCGUGGGCACUAAUCUGAAAGUUGGCAUCGUGGGUAUACCCAACGUUGGAAAAUCAACGUUCUUCAACGUUCUCACGAAAAGCCAGGCGACUGCCGAGAACUUUCCAUUCUGCACCAUCGAGCCAAAUGAAAGUCGCGUACCAGUCCCUGACACGAGAUUCGAUUACCUGUGCGAAUAUUUCAAGCCAGCUAGCAAGGUUCCAGCUUUCUUGAACGUCGUGGACAUCGCCGGUUUGGUGAAAGGGGCGUCGGAGGGACAAGGUUUGGGAAACAAUUUCCUAUCGCACAUCAACGCCUGCGACGGAAUUUUUCAUCUUUGUCGAGCAUUCGACGAUGACGACGUGACUCACGUGGAAGGAGACGUGAAUCCCGUGAGGGAUCUCGAGAUAAUCAGCGAGGAGCUACGACUGAAAGAUAUCGAAUUUUUAAACGGACAUCUCGAAAAGCUGGAGAAGCUCGUUGUCCGAGGCAACGACAAGAAACUCAAGCCUGAAUACGAUACAUUAUUGAAAGUGAAAGGUGUAAUGGUGGAUGAAAAGAGGCAUAUCAGGUUUGCCGAUUGGAGUGCCACUGACAUCGAGGUGCUCAAUAAAUAUUUAUUCCUCACGUCGAAGCCAGUUAUUUAUUUGGUUAAUCUGUCUGAGAAGGAUUACAUACGUAAAAAGAAUAAAUGGUUAAUAAAAAUUAAAGAGUGGGUGGAUAAAAACGAUCCAGGAGCUGUUUUAAUCCCAUUCAGCGGAGCUUUUGAGAACAAACUACUCGAUAUGGAUGAUGCAGAACGUGCGAAAUAUUUAGAAGAAAACAAAGUUACUAGCGCCCUUGACAAGAUCAUCGUUCAAGGAUACAAAGCGUUGCAACUGCAGUACUUCUUCACGUCGGGUCACGAUGAAGUGAAAGCAUGGACCAUUCAGAAAGGCACGAAAGCACCUCAGGCUGCCGGAAAGAUUCACACGGACUUUGAGAAGGGAUUCAUCAUGGCCGAGGUUAUGAAGUUUGACGAUUUUAAGAACGAAGGAUCGGAAGCGGCAGUAAAAGCUGCCGGAAAAUACAGGCAACAGGGGCGCAACUACGUGGUCGAGGACGGCGACAUCAUCUUCUUCAAAUUCAACGCCGGUGCUGGAUUGAAGGACGCGAAGAAGAAGUGAUGGCACGUUUUGCUCAUGUUGUUGCUCGUUCAUUUGUACAUCAACAUGAUCGCCAUGUUCUGUUGUACGCGCGACAUGCGCAUGAAACGAUCGAAAUCGCUUUCCGACAGCCCUUGAAGCUCACCUUUUCGUUCAACUCAUAAACAAACGUCGUAAAACGGUAAUACCAUCGUUGAUAACGAUAGUUGGCGUUUUUUAUAGCAACACUUGGGAUUUCGACUGCUCGAAUAAAUAUUUUUAUAUGUUCUAUUUACGAUUUGGGGGAGGGAGUGUAUCCUAAACGCUUGUGUGGUUGGAAGUAAUUUUUCAAUUCUAUCGUAUCAAUGUUGGUAACCUUUCGUCGCGUAUACAUGACAACUUGCAUUUUCUAAGGCUAGCAAGUGUAAAUAAACGGUAAGAGCUUGACAAUGUAAUAACACACUCGGCUGCUUCUGUCACUCGGAAUAACCACGAUCACAUUGUACGUUUUUCUAAUUGUUUCUUUGUACAUUUUUCCAUAUUUAUUCUAAAUAUAUUCGUUUGAGAUAUAAA
Frieseomelitta varia is the source of this 1922-nucleotide messenger RNA. Its product is annotated as obg-like ATPase 1. Gene Ontology annotation, cellular component: cytoplasm. NCBI's taxonomy places the organism in Eukaryota, Metazoa, Arthropoda, Insecta, Hymenoptera, Apidae. The transcript has 12 exons. Gene Ontology annotation, molecular function: GTP binding; ATP binding; ATP hydrolysis activity. The coding region runs from base 198 to 1391 and encodes 397 amino acids. The record is from RefSeq and is a predicted model, not a curated record.